GUUGUGGAACAAUCCAAACUAAUGGAGUUUUGUGACGCCAACUACGAGAACAACGACAGUACAUACGUACAUACAAUGAAGCUAGUAGAUGAACGAUGAGAACGACGCCAAACUUCCCCAAUUUGAUCCACUCUUCUGUCCAAUGAAGGACAGUUAUAUUGGGCUCUUGUCGUCGCCUACCACUAGAUUACAUUACUACUAUCCUUUAUUUCCCUCAAGCUCGAUUUGGAGGUCCUUCCUCAUUUUCGCCCAAUCGGCAAUGGAUUUAAUUCUAUCAGGAUGUGUUCAAUGAAGAAACGUGACCUUUUGGGACUUUUGCUCCUCGUGAAACUGUCCUUGGGGAACAUCAUCCUAACCCACAACGGACCUGGCUAUCGGAUCAAGUUCAAGGGUGAGAACAUCCAAACCAACACCCAUGGGGUCAGAUACAAUUCGUUCCGGGGGAUCCCAUACGCCCAACCUCCCGUGGGAGAACUCAGAUUCAGGGAUCCAAAGCCUCUCGAGUACGAGGGCAUCACUUAUGUGAAUGCCACGGCUUAUUCCAUGCCUUGCUCGCAAAUUGAUCUGACCAAAACCGAUGAGCUAAAGAUCUUUGGUCACGAGGAUUGCCUCACACUGGAUAUUCACACCCCAACCACGUGCACAGAUGCAUCAUGUCCAUUGAAACCGGUGAUGGUAUUUCUCCAUGGAGGCAGCUUCAGCAUGGGAACUGGAUCCCAUUAUGGACCCGAGCUAUUUAUGGAUCAACGCAAUGUCGUGCUAAUCACUCUCAAUUAUCGUCUCUCUGCCCUAGGGUUCUUGUCGUUGGAGAACUGGCAACUUUCUGGCAAUCAAGGACUCAAAGAUCAGCUGGAAGCCCUGAAAUGGAUUCAUUCUCAUAUUCGAACCUUUGGCGGCGAUCCAAACAAAAUCACUCUUUUUGGUCACGCUGCUGGGGCUCAAUCGGUCCAUGCUCAUUUGCUGACGAACCUUGGCCAAGGUCUGUUCCAAGGAGCGAUCUUACAAUCCGGAGCCAUGCCUAUACUGGUCCAUCCAAUGUUGGCCAAGCAAACCGAGCAAUCGAGUAGGACAUUGUUGAAGCUGUUGGAUUGCAACCGACAGUACAUGCAAGAUGUGAUGAAUUGCCUCCAGAACCGGAACUUAGAGGACAUCUUUGUUCAUCUCAUGCCCAAAUCAAACAUUAUGGAUGCUUUGACUUCCGCACAACGCGAGAACGAAGCUCCGGGUUUGGUCUUUGGCCCUGUGAUCGACACUUACGCUUUGGUGCCAUUUCUUCCUGACAAUCCGUGGCAGUUGAUGAUGGAGCAACGUUUCAAAAGGAUGCCCAUUAUGAUGGGAGCUUGUAAAGAUGAAGGCACGUUGUACGUCCCUUCUUUAUGGAACCGGAUAAACGAGGCGAAUAAUCUGUGGAACGACAUUUCCGCCAAAAUAUUUCUCUCUAAAGCGGGAAAAUCCCUCACUGACCUCGAGAAUACCGUGCUCAAUGUGCUGAAAAGAUACUACUUGGGGAAUAACUACGUGUCAAUGGAUAUGAAACAGGAUUUGCUGGAUAUCGUGUCUGAUGGACUGACCUUGUCGCCUUUGCACGAAACGGCACAAUCCUUCGUGUCGAGCAACGUCCCCGUUUACUUCUAUGAGCUCACACAUCGACCCUCGUUUAGCUACAGCCAAUUGUACGGGGCACCUUUUGGCACGAGAGACAUCGAUUUUGGGGUAUCGCACGGCGAUGAUCUCCUUCUCAUGUUCAAUGUCUCCUUCUUGAGGACCAUUAAUCCCAUUGAGACUGAAGGCGAUGUCAAGGUCUCGAACCAUCUACUCAAACUCUGGACAAACUUUGCACAACACGGUAAUCCUACGCCUACGGCAACAGACUCAUUCCCAUUGUGGAAAACUUUCACCAAUGCUCAGGAGCAUGUGUUCGAGAUUGGCGAUCAAUUGAUCUUGGACGAUCAGGCACGCUUCCAUGAUCGGAUGUUCCUAUGGCGUAACAUAUUUUGGAACACGCUCUUCAAUCGAACUCGAGCUGACCUCAAAAGAGUUGUGCCACUUAUUCCUCCUUCCUUGCCUCCACUUCAAACGAACCAAAAUAGUUUCGAUUCCUCAUCGUAUCAAGGCCAAGCAGUAUCUCCCAAUAACAACCCAGUCAAUCAAUUAUUCGGGGUUCAAGGCACAAGCAUGGUUCAAGCUACAACUCCUCCCUACUUGGCUUUGGAAGGUUAUCGCGAAUGCUUGGGGAAGGUACAAGAUGGAAGCGCACAGAUGUACUGCUUGCCCCAAAAUAGACCUGGAAUGUGUCCUAUGGAUACUUGGUACCGACUGCAAACCACUUUCCAAGGAGAUAGCUGUGAUGAUCGUGUGAUGAAUGCCCCCAACUCCGCUAGUUAUGGACCGCCUUCGUAUUUGUCGCUGCCAUACAGCGAGCAAUGCUUCGACAAAGUGAACGCGGGCCCUUCAGUGACCCGAUGCUUGCCCCCCGUUCGACCCCAUGGAUGUCCAUUCAAGACUUGGGAGACCAUAAAACGAACCUUCCCUGGGAAAUCUUGCCAGGAAUUGGAAAACGAGCUUCCCCCCAGUCCGGGCACAAUGCGAACCACAACCACUUCGACCACAGCCAGACCUCAAAACAUGGAGUACUUGAUGGUCAAUGGCUUGGACCGGUGCAUGGGAAUGCGCAACGAUGGGGGCCAAAUCCAUCAUUGCUUGCCAUAUCGCAAACCAGAGUACUGCGACUUCGAAAGCUGGAACAAGCUCCUCAAAACUUUUGAAGGAUCUCGAUGUGACGGUAGCAAGCGGGUCCCAGGAUCGAUUCAAGGGAGUGGCGUUCCCAACUACAUGGCCAUUGAAGGCCAUCGCGAUUGCUUGAAAUCGGUGCGCAAUGGUGCAGAUGGAGGCUUCAUUCCCUGUAAGCCAAGAUUGAAACCGACCUUUUGCUUGGAAGAGACUUGGCACCAACUUCAGCGCUCCUUCAAAGGCCGAACUUGUGCAUCGAGUUCCAACACGAUACGCAUCACUUCAGAGGAAUACGACGAUUGCUUGGGAUCCUAUCGAGCCGGUUUUCAAGGAUGGGAUUUGUGUGUUCCCAGAAAGAGACCAAAGUUCUGCUCCGACGAUGCUUGGAUCAGGCUCCAAUUCGAGUCCGAUAAGGAUGUUUGUCCUCAUCAAGCAGAUACGAUGAAUUUUGACUUUAUCAGCUGUCAAAGUGACAUUGAGUGUCCCAUUCAUCGUCGGAAGUGUUUUAGAAGUGAACUCCUUCGAAUCCAAGGAGUGUGUGUUCCCAAACGCUGCGAAGGCGACAUUGACUGUCCCAGGAUUGGUGGAAAUGCGGAUGGAACCUUUGUAGCUGGAUAUUGUAGGAACCAAUACGGCAUUUGCCACUACGACAGGAUCAUUGAAUCCAAGUAAUAAAAUACCCUCUCCUAUUUUCAACACGUUUAUACCUACAGCAUUUUAAGUAUAGAGCUAGAAAUAAAAUGGACCUUGUACUCACUUGAAAUGUGACCAAAACCUC
Messenger RNA from Tigriopus californicus, 3508 nucleotides. RefSeq names its product neuroligin-4, Y-linked-like. The transcript has 3 exons. Gene Ontology annotation, molecular function: hydrolase activity. Bases 280 to 3402 code for a protein of 1040 amino acids. The record is from RefSeq and is a predicted model, not a curated record. Lineage: Eukaryota; Metazoa; Arthropoda; Copepoda; Harpacticoida; Harpacticidae.